This is a messenger RNA of Prunus dulcis (almond), 389 nucleotides long. RefSeq lists its product as uncharacterized. Lineage: Eukaryota; Viridiplantae; Streptophyta; Magnoliopsida; Rosales; Rosaceae. The record is from RefSeq and is a predicted model, not a curated record. The coding region runs from base 4 to 330 and encodes 108 amino acids. The transcript has 2 exons.
GGCAUGGAGGACGUGUUUGCUGAAGGGGUGGAGAAGGUGGACUUCGGCAGGCUACGCCAGCAGAAGAAGGAGGUGAACCUAGCUAUGCACCGGCAGGAGGUGCCCUUGGUGAACGUCUUCCUGGAAGGCGUGAAGAGUGAUCCUGAGGCUCUGGCGAGGACCCCAGCCUCUUCCUUCAUAGACCGGGCCCAAAAGACGAUCCUCACCUCUGCCUAUGCCUUUGGCGAGACGUAUGUCAGCAUGGCCAAGGCGGAUAAAGAGAUCCAGAGGCUGAAGAGGCGUGAUGAGCUGGCCAAGAGCAAGAUGGCGGAGACGCAGGAGGCCAUCUGAGAGAAGAACGCCCUGCUAGUGCAAAAGGCGGCCCUGGCCAAGGAGGUGGAGGAGCUGAA